Molecule: messenger RNA, 2138 nt
Organism: Oncorhynchus gorbuscha (pink salmon)
Lineage: Eukaryota; Metazoa; Chordata; Actinopteri; Salmoniformes; Salmonidae
Product: NEDD4-binding protein 2-like 2
Exons: 6
Coding region: 167-1648 (493 amino acids)
Biological process (GO): negative regulation of transcription by RNA polymerase II
Cellular component (GO): nucleus
Molecular function (GO): transcription corepressor activity
Source: RefSeq, a predicted model, not a curated record
AACUGCCUCCAGUGUUUCACACAGAUAGAAGAAGUCGGACUUCCUGUUAACUUCCGUAAACAAAAUGCUAGUUAGCUAAUUCAAAAUUAUGAACACGAUAACAUGUAAUGCUUCAAAUUGAUCACUUUAUGCAUGUUGAUUCAAAGGAUUUCCCCCCACCAUCUCGAUGUCUCAUGAAAAUGCCAACUCGUUAACUUCUCACACUGGAAGAAAUGAAGAACUGCUAAAGUGUUCAAAAGCGGAGACAAAUGGAGCAUCUGCAACAGACAGAGUGCUGCCAGUGAGAAUUAAUGGAGGUCCUGGCGUAAGAGCCCGAGAGCCAGUUAUAAAAAAGCUGGGUACCAGCAGCACUGCCUUCAUUGGACCUGUAUGCUGUCCUCCUAAGGCAGUCCAGAGAGCUCCCAAACCCCCAAAAGUAAGGAAACUUUCCAAACCUAACAUUGAAGAGACACUGAGUGAGUUCUACAAAGAGCUUGAGGAGAUUGAUCCAAAAGACAGCGUUGACAGUAGCACGGCCAAAAAUGAAGGAUCAGUUGAAUUACUCACGGCUCAUAACCCACCCCCUGCAAGAGAAGUGUCAAACGCAAGCCAUGGCCAUAAGCAACCUAAUCAUGUGCCUUGCCCACACUGGUAUGACAACGAGCCAUACCAGCCCAGGAGACCGAUACCUAAGGGGCCCAGCUAUGGUCCCUACUCAGAUCAUAAUCACUGGCAACCUCCCCCACCUUUCCACAGUCAGCCAUACUACAGGUUCCACAGACCUCCCCACCGCUUCCUGCCACCACCUCCAAUCCCCUGCCUCCCGCCACUACCUCCCACAGACCACCGGUAUCACCCCCAACGAGAGGGCUCCCAGCAGGUCCCACCUUUUCACAGGUUCCCUGUCCCUGAUGGGUACAGGAACUCUCCAGACUUGGAUGGCCAUGCCUUUCCCCCACAGCACUCUAAUAACAGAGACAGAGGGGGCUACGGUUGGAGAGAUGACAAGUAUGAUCAGCAGGGUAAUGACCAGCCUUAUAACCAGCAAGGUUCUUCUGAAUGGCAGCAGAGGUUUGACAGAGCACCUGAGCCAACUCUACCAGAGGAUCAGCACCAACCACCAGAAGAUAAAACAUAUGACUAUGAUCCUUCUCUGGUUCUCAUUCUGAUGAGGGGAGCCCCGGGAUCUGGAAAAUCAACACUGGCCAGGGAACUGCUGUCGACAGGCUCCAGUGGGCAGGUUCUGAGUACAGAUGACUACUUCUCCCAGGAAGAAGGCUACCUCUACGAUCCCAGUCUGCUGGGGGCCGCACACCAAUGGAACCAGAACCGAGCCCAAGAAGCCAUGUGUAAAUGCUGUUCUCCCAUCAUUAUUGAUAACACAAAUAUGCAAGCUUGGGAAAUGAAGCCAUAUGUUAAACUGGCCUUGGAGAGAGGAUACAGUGUCAACUUUCAUGAGCCUCACACCAGCUGGAAAUUUGAUCCCGUCGAGUUAGAGAAGAGAAACAAGCACAGUGUGUCAAGGGAGAAGAUUGGGCAGAUGCUGGAGCGGUUUGAGCUGCCCAUAUCAUUGGACAUUGUGAUGAACUCCCAGGAGCCCAUUAGACCCACAAGACAUCCCUCACAGCAGCAGAGACACACAUGGGCCAACCACUCAGACUUCCACUAGUCUCGAUGUCCUGGUGUAUUCAUUAGUGUACACCAUAGCAAAAUGUUCUUCACUUUCGCAAAACGCUAUGCGAAGGAAAACAAAAGCAAGUCUUUCCUAUUGCAAGUUUAAGUAGUCCCUCCCCAUUUCUGCUUUUCCCCCCCUAGUAAAUACAACCCUGAUGACUAUCAACCAACCACAGUCAAUGAUCAGAGACAGAGUUGUAUUACAAAUGUCUUUUUUUAAAUGAUACUACCAGCAUUUUACAGGAUUGUUACUGUAUUUGAUUUAUACUGGCAGAAUUUAAACCUAUUUUUGUGAAAAUAACAUUUUCAGUGGCACUGAAGUAACUUUUUUUCCUAUGUAUUUCAACUGUAUAAAUUACAGGGUUUUUAUUUAUUUUUACUAUUUUCUCCAUUGUAGAAUAGUAGUGACAUCAAAACUAUGAAAUAACACAUGGAAUCAUGUAGUAACCAAAAAAGGGUUAAACAAAUCUAAAUAUAUUUUAUAU